Talaromyces amestolkiae is the source of this 1884-nucleotide messenger RNA. RefSeq lists its product as uncharacterized. Gene Ontology annotation, biological process: transmembrane transport. The coding region runs from base 1 to 1884 and encodes 627 amino acids. The record is from RefSeq and is a predicted model, not a curated record. The transcript has a single exon. Lineage: Eukaryota; Fungi; Ascomycota; Eurotiomycetes; Eurotiales; Trichocomaceae. Gene Ontology annotation, molecular function: transmembrane transporter activity.
AUGCAAUCGAUACUGCAAUAUCGCCGUUUUGGGAAAGCCCUCGAGGCACAAUUGGGUCGCAGCAAAGAUAAGGUCUCUCACACACGUCAGCAGCGGCUGAAUGGAAGAGAAAGAGAAGAUAUAAUAUCGACAGAAGAGAAGGAUUUAGAAACCGGGUUAGAGAAUAAUGAGGGCCCUAUCGCCCACGUUCAUGACCCCGGAUCGCGAGCCCACGAAGAGACAGAAAUCAUUUCACCUGGCUCAUCGCAAUUGUCUUCGUCGCAAUCGGAGCAUGAAAGUAUAAAUGGUGUAAUCAUAGCGAGAGACGAUACUGAGCAGCAAGCUACGCUCGAAGAUUCGGAUCCCAACGAUCUUCGUGUCGUUCCUACUCACGGUACAACCGGCACGACACUGGGACGAGCAAUAACAGGUAUCGAAAUCCGCCAACGAACAACAAGAGAAGGUGGUCCGGAACUUGGCAAGGUCUUUGUCGUUUCUUGGGAGUCAGAAGAAGAUUCGAUAAAUCCUUAUAACUGGGCAUUUUCCAGGAGAAUUAUAUGCACGCUCACCAUAUCAUUGAUCGGUGGCAUUGUGGGUUUUGCGUCUGCGAUCGAUUCGGCGAUUAUCCCACAGGCGGCUGCUGAGUUUGGCGUUGGUGAAACUAUAGAAGCACUGGCCACAGGUCUUUUUAUGAUUGGAUUCGGGGCUGGAGCUUUGGUGGCUGGUCCCUUUUCGGAAACACUUGGUCGAAAUCCUGUAUAUAUCGCUACUAUGGCUCUGUACAUGAUUUUCCUGGUUGGUGCUGGUGCAUCCCCCAAUAUUGGGUCUCAACUCGUUUGUCGCUUCUUUGCCGGUAUGUUCGGUGCCACUCCACUGGUUUGCGCCGGCGGAUCUCUAUCAGAUAUCUGGACUCCGCAAGAACGAGUCUUCGCAUUCCCGCUUUUUGCCUGUUCCUCUUUUCUCGGGCCGUUGCUUGCACCCCUUGUUGGAGAUUGGAUUGGCCAGAGCUCGACCCUCAGUUGGCGUUGGACUGAAUGGGUGACUUUGAUUGCUUCAGGUAUCAUUCUGGGCAUUGUUGUUCUUAAUCAGCCUGAGACUUAUGCUCCAGUACUUCUUGGGUGGAAAGCAAAGCAGCUUCGUCAGAUCACAGGCGACGAACGUUAUCGUGGGGCUAUUGAGAUUCGAAGAACGUCGCUGGUUGUCCGUCUUCGACGCGCGUUAUACCGCCCAUUCCUGAUGUUCGUCCAAGAGCCAAUCCUCAUUCUUUUUGGCUUGUACCUGACAAUGGUGUAUAUUGUACUUUUCACUUUCCUCACCGGCUACACGUACAUCUUCACCGAUAUCUAUGGACUUUCACAAGGGAUGACGGGAGUUUGCUUCGCCGGUCAAAUGGUCGGCGUCCUUUCUUGCUCUCUUCUGAUUCCAUUGAACAUGUACCUCCGCAAGAGAGACAUUGCACGUGCAAAGGCUCUCGGUCCAGAUGUCAAGGUCGCUCCUGAAUCACGACUCUAUUGGGCGAUGAUUGGUGGCCCGGCUGUACCUAUCAGUCUCUUCUGGAUGGGCUGGACUGCGCGUCCGGAUAUUUCGAUCUGGUCGCCUCUGCUGGCGUCGGUGCUGUUUGGCUUUGGUAUUCUGUGUGUUUUCAUGACCACGUAUCAAUAUCUCAUGGAUACGUACGAGAUCUAUGCAGCCAGUGCAUUAGCAAGUGUUACCUUCAUUCGAUACACAAUAUCCGGAGCAUUUAUCGAGAUUUCUAUCCCAUUUUAUGAGAACAUGGGCGUCCCUUACACUUUAACGAUCCUUGGGAGUCUCAGCGGAGUGUUGGUCGUGAUUCCGUAUGCGUUCUAUCGGUAUGGUCCAGUGAUUCGAAAGAGGAGCAGGUUUGUGCCAGAGUCAAUGCUCUAG